CAAUACCAUAACCUUAAAAUCUCAGCUAUUAAAACCUAACCUCAAAGAAAAGGAUUCAGGAAAUAAAGUAAUUUUGCAGUAAAAGUAAUUUUUCUCUUGUUUUUUAUUCAUCGGAGGCUUCAGAAUAAUCACAAUACACCGAAGUUAUCAUGUCGUUGUUAAAAUCGUUUACGUUUUUGAGGCCAGUGAUCGUACCAAAAUACCAAGGGAAUUCAUUACAAAUUGUGCAGAAGUUCCUAUCAACGGUCCCUGAACCUAACCAGGAACCUUCUCGACUGGAUAAAUUGUACAAAAAAAUUGAAAUUGAGGUCCGAGGAAAUGAUCCCGCAGUCCUCACAAGUUAUGGAGUCUUUUCGACAGAAGCUGCUACGCAUUUGGGAAUAACUGUUGGCAGAAACUUCGCACCUAAAAGCCACCACUUUGAACGCUGGACAGUGCUCAAAUCAGCUUUUGUUCAUAAAAAACAUCGAGUACAGUAUGAAAUGAGGACUUACUAUAGAUAUCUAGAUUUCUUCAGGCUGACAGAGUCCACUGUCGACACAUUUCUCGAGUAUUUACAGAGAAAUCUACCCGAGGGAGUCGCAAUGAAAGUAACAAAGGUGGAAAUUCAGAGGUUGCCAGAGACCGUUAGUAAGCCCCUUGAUUAAUUUGUCAAUUUACAAAAACAAACGGAAACAAUUAUCAAUCAAUAGAUCUUUUGUAAGAAUUAAAAUCAAUGUUCAUGAUGAGA
This is a messenger RNA of Diachasmimorpha longicaudata, 730 nucleotides long. RefSeq names its product small ribosomal subunit protein uS10m (gene mRpS10). The coding region runs from base 150 to 647 and encodes 165 amino acids. Lineage: Eukaryota; Metazoa; Arthropoda; Insecta; Hymenoptera; Braconidae. The record is from RefSeq and is a predicted model, not a curated record. The transcript has 5 exons. Gene Ontology annotation, cellular component: mitochondrion; mitochondrial small ribosomal subunit.